CACACACACACACACACACACACACACACACACACACACACACACACACACACACACACAGAGAAAGAACAGUUCCUCUGCACAGUUACACCAUGUGCCAUCAUCCCGCCUCCUUUGAUGGUUGUUAUGGCGAUGUCAUUGAUAAGGUGGACAAAGUAAUGUUCCUUCCUGCACGCGAUGAAUCAAAGCCCUGCGAGGCGGUGUGUUAAUUAAAAGCUCCGUGGCUGAAUCAGACCUGCGGGGUUGCCAUAGAGCUUCACCUUUAACGUGCUCAGCGCCGUCUACCUGCCUGCUCUGCCUCCGUGUGACUCUCAGGAGCUCUGCUUGGGAUGGAUGAACUGUUACUCAGAGCUGCCUGACGACAAGCCUCCAUCACUCUCUCGCUCUCUCCUUCUCGCUCUCUCUCUCUCUCUCUCUUUCUUUCUUUCUCUCUCAUCAUCACACACUUUGUCUGAGGAGGAAACACAAUCCGAGAAGAAGAAAAAAAAAAAAGAAAACACCUUGACAACUGCUGCAGCUCUGACUAACACUGCAUGGUCACAGCCAGUCGCAGCUCUGCAACAACAGGGAAGUAAAUGUCUCCAAGAGAGGACUGAACCUGGCUGCAGAAUCCAGUCUUACUUUAUCUCCAAAACCACCAGCUUGGACCGAGAAGGAUGGAGGGAGAAGGCUGUAAUCCUGGAGUCGCCAUGGACUCGGGGAACCCCUUGCUAAGAGCGGUAUUCCUUCGUCGAUUGAGACUCACACGGCUGCUCCUGGAGGGAGGAGCUUACAUCAAUGAGAGCGACAGUCAAGGACAGACGCCUCUCAUGGUGGCCUGUAGAACCCAACAUACCGACACCCAGAGCGCUAGCCGAGUAAAGCUGGUCCAGUUUCUUCUGGAAAAAGGAGCUGACCCAAACAUCCAGGACAAAGAAGGUCGAUCUGUGCUCAUGCACGCCUGCAGGGAACAGGCCGGCCCGGACGUUGUUUCUUUGCUUCUUGCAAGCGGUGCCGAUAUUAGCCUCGAGGAUCAGUCUGGGACAUCUGCGUUGGUCCACGCAGUCAUGGCCGGAGACUGGAAGGUUCUGAAACUGUUGCUAGACACGUGCAAGGCCAAGGGGAAGGAGGUGAUCAUCAUAACGACCGACCAAUUCCCAUGUGGGGAACUUAAAGCCAAGCAGUACCUCAGCAUGCCUCCUCAUGAUCCUGACAAUCAAACAGACAAAACGACCUCUGCUCCUCCUACAUCUCCCUCGGAUGUUCAGCUCUUCACCUCCCCCCAGUGCCCCUCCUCUUCCUUGUGUCCCCCAAAGCCUAUCUUCUCCUUUAAAGAAUCAAAAUCCUAUGGUGUAAGCUCCCACCCAUGUUCCCCUUCACGGUAUCAAAGAUGUGGCCAAGCGCCAACAAACGGCCUGCAGCAGCCUCUCCUGAGGUUAAACUCUGAGCCCUGGCUCAAAGUCCCUGCAUCUCUGCUCGCCCAUCAGCACAAUACCGCUUUAUCCUCAGAGGAAGGCAAAGACCUCAACCAAGGGGAAGACCUCUCUUUCAGAAUUCCCAAACUGUACGAGGAAGGCAGCACCAAUUCAGUAACCCAUAGCUUCAGUUGGUAUGAGGAACAAUUUGAAAGGGACAAAGGAGUAAAAGGAGAUGGAAAGAAUGGAUGUGCCAAAAAGAAGAUGUCCCUGCCGGGUCUCCUAUCAUCUCACUCUGCCUCCCACCCGAACCUCCACUCUGGAAACCUUGGAACAGAUUCAAUCAGAUCUUUGUCAUCCUUUUCCGGCGGUAGGAACCUUGGCGCUCCACUUAAAGACAUGGCCUCGUCGAGCCUUUACAGCAUCAUCCAGAGGCGUAAGCUUGGGGCAGACAUCUACAGCUCCGACCCUCAGCUGGCUUUCGACAUCCAAAAUGUUCCCGAGGAGAACCAGAAGAGAGCGAAAGACCUUACCGAUGCAAAGAGGCUGACCCCUUUACGCUGCUCCAGCACUGUGGGCUCCAGGGAGUCCUUGUCGUCCUUGGGGAAGAAACUGCUCUCCGGGUUUGAGCGCAGAGGGUCCGGAGCUUUCUUGUUGGACCACAGCUCCCAGUCCAAGCCUAGAUCUCUACCACCUCUGGUGCUCAACUCCACCAACAACCCUGUUUGUAACGUGUACAACCUCGGCUCCAGUGGUGGAGGGGGUUUCUGUGAGAAAGGCUUGAAAAAUUUCCUUCCCUCUGCUCCUCCUGGGCACCCAAAAGAGCUGACCAGGAGGAUGCUGAUGAGGAGACACUCCAUUCAGACUGAGCAGUUUAAAACCACGGCCUAAAGGAUGACAG
This is a messenger RNA of Labrus mixtus (cuckoo wrasse), 2295 nucleotides long. RefSeq names its product ankyrin repeat domain 34Ba (gene ankrd34ba). Gene Ontology annotation, molecular function: protein binding. Bases 657 to 2285 code for a protein of 542 amino acids. The record is from RefSeq and is a predicted model, not a curated record. Lineage: Eukaryota; Metazoa; Chordata; Actinopteri; Labriformes; Labridae. The transcript has 2 exons.